CAGCUGAAAGCAAAGAAUGAUGCAGUCUCUAAGAUUCAUCAUAGCAAGUUUUGUGGUGGUGUUAUCCGUUUCACUCACCACUUCAGUCCCAAUUGAAGAAGCAUUCAACCAUUGUCUAACACUCCACUCUCAAACAAACCAAUUUCCCUCUUCAAUCUACACUUCAACCAAUGGUUCCUACACUUCAAUCCUUGAGUCCACUGCACAAAAUCUAAGGUACUUGUUGCCUUCAGUGCCAAAACCAGAUUUCAUAUUCACCCCUUUUCAUGAUUCUCAAGUCCAAGCAGCAGUGAUAUGUGCAAAACAGCUUGGUAUUCACAUGAGAGUGAGAAGUGGAGGGCAUGACUAUGAAGGCCUCUCUUAUGUUUCUCUUAUUGAGAAGCCAUUCAUGAUCCUAGACUUGGUCAAACUUCGUGAAGUCAAUGUUGAUGUAGCACACAACACUGCUUGGAUUCAAGCUGGUGCCACUAUUGGUGAAGUUUAUUACAGGAUUUCAGAGAAAAGUCCAGUGCACGGUUUCCCUGCAGGGCUUUGCUCAAGCUUGGGUAUUGGGGGGCAUAUCACAGGAGGUGCAUAUGGUUCCAUGAUGAGAAAGUAUGGUCUUGGUGCUGACAAUGUCCUAGAUGCUAAAAUUGUCGAUGCUAAUGGCAGGAUUCUUGAUAGAUCAACUAUGGGGGAGGACCUCUUUUGGGCUAUAAGAGGAGGUGGUGGAGGCAGCUUUGGAGUUAUUCUGUGGUGGAAGAUCAAGUUGGUUCCUGUGCCACAAACUGUGACUGUUUUCACAGUAACUAAGACCUGGGAACAAGGAGGAAACAAGAUUCUUCAUAGAUGGCAGCAAGUGGCUCCAAAUAUUGAUGAGGACCUCUUUAUUAGAGUCAUCAUUCAACCAGGGAAUAGUAGUGUUCCUGGCCAAAGAACUGUUACCACUUCUUACAAUGCUCUUUUUCUUGGUGGUGCUGAUAGACUUCUUCAAGUUAUGAAGCGAAGUUUUCCUGAAUUGGGUUUGACAAAAAAGGAUUGUUUGGAAACUAGCUGGAUCAAAUCUGUGCUUUAUAUUGCUGGCUAUCCUGAUGGAACAGCCCCAGAAGUUCUGCUCCAAGGGAAAUCCACUUCCAAGGCUUACUUCAAAGCCAAAUCAGAUUUUGUAAGGCAAGUAAUCCCAGAAAAUUCCCUCAAUGCACUAUGGAAAAUUUUUCUGCAGGAUGAUGGACCCUUAAUGAUUUGGAAUCCCUAUGGAGGAAUGAUGAGUAGGAUUGCAGAAUCUGCAACCCCUUUUCCUCAUAGAAAAGGAACACUCUACAAAAUUCAGUAUGUAACUGGAUGGCUUGACGGAGAGAAGAGUAUGGCCAAGCAUAUGAACUGGAUGAGGAAAUUUUAUUUCUUCAUGGCUCCCUAUGCUUCACAGUAUCCAAGGGAAGCUUAUGUGAAUUAUAGAGAUUUGGAUAUAGGGAUGAACCAGAAGAAUAACACAAUGUUUUCUAAUGCUUGCUCUUGGGGAUAUAGGUAUUUCAAGGGUAACUUUAACAGGUUAGUAAAGGUUAAAACCAAAGUUGAUCCAUCUAAUUUCUUUAGGCAUGAGCAGAGCAUCCCUCCAUUGCCAACUGGUAAGAGAGGGUAAAUUGGCAAGAACAGGAGAAUAU
Messenger RNA from Abrus precatorius (Indian licorice), 1640 nucleotides. Its product is annotated as berberine bridge enzyme-like 13. Gene Ontology annotation, molecular function: FAD binding; oxidoreductase activity. Lineage: Eukaryota; Viridiplantae; Streptophyta; Magnoliopsida; Fabales; Fabaceae. The coding region runs from base 17 to 1618 and encodes 533 amino acids. The transcript has a single exon. The record is from RefSeq and is a predicted model, not a curated record.